This is a messenger RNA of Mustela erminea (ermine), 1328 nucleotides long. It is a transcript of the gene HDHD3, whose product is annotated as haloacid dehalogenase like hydrolase domain containing 3. The record is from RefSeq and is a predicted model, not a curated record. Bases 456 to 1211 code for a protein of 251 amino acids. The transcript is spliced from 2 exons. NCBI's taxonomy places the organism in Eukaryota, Metazoa, Chordata, Mammalia, Carnivora, Mustelidae.
GGGGCGGGCCUCCUGCUCCGUCGGGGCGGCGGAGCGCCUGCGCAGCUCUCUCCAGCCGGCGUGCGGCUGCGGCUUCCUUCGGACCCGUUUCUCUGCGGUCCAGCUGGGCCCUGAUCCCGGGAGGCUGGGGGCCAGGGGUCCGCGCGGAGCGGUCGGAGCGCGCCGGAACUGGGAAGGGGCCCCAGGAGGCAGGCCGCGGCCACGUCAUGCCCAAGGUCACGCUGCAAACGGCAGCUGUAGAGAUGUCGCUCUAACAGCGGGCUACCUGGACUUUGUCGCCAUCGAGCCUUGGAGGAUCUUCUGCUCUGAGGAAGUGCCACAGCUCUGACCCACAAGGCCUGGAAAGAGAGGACCUUUAGGCUGGGUGUGCAGGGUGGGGGCUUGGUCUCGUCCGGCUCAGUUUCUCUCUAGCCGCUGGCAGACUCGGGGUGGACUUGCCCCCCUCUGAUAGGCCCAUGGCACAUCGGCUACAGAUACGACUGCUGACAUGGGACGUGAAGGACACGCUGCUCCGGCUGCGCCAGCCCGUGGGAGAAGAAUAUGCCACCAAGGCCCGGGCCCACGGGCUGGAGGUGGAGGCCGCCACUCUGGGACGCGCUUUCAGGCAGGCCUACAGGACUCAGAGCCACAGCUUCCCCAACUACGGCCUGAGCCAAGGCCUCACCUCCCGCCGGUGGUGGCUGGAUGUGGUCUCACAGACCUUCCACCUCGCGGGCGUUCCAGAUGCCCAGGCUGUGGCCCCCAUCGCCGAGCAGCUAUAUGAGGACUUCUGUAAGCCUGGCACCUGGCAGGUGUUGGAGGGGGCCGAGGCCACCCUGAGAGGGUGCCGAAAACGAGGUCUGAGGCUGGCGGUGGUCUCCAACUUCGACCAGCGACUGGAGGGCAUCCUGAGGGGGUUGGGCCUGCGGGAACACUUUGACUUUGUGCUGACUUCUGAGGCUGCCGGCUGGCCCAAGCCUGACCCCCGGAUUUUCCACGAGGCUUUGCGGCUUGCUCAAGUGGACCCGGCAGUAGCAGCCCAUAUUGGGGACAGUUAUCACUGUGAUUAUAAGGGGUCACAGGGUGUAGGUAUGCGCAGCUUCCUGGUGGUUGGCCCAGAGCCUUUGGACCCUGCAGUCAAGGGUUCUAUACCCCAAGAAUGCCUCCUCCCCUCAUUGUCCCAUCUCCUGCCUGCCCUUGACCGCCUGCAAGGCUCACCUCUGGAACUUUGAGUCUGAUGAGGGAAGUGCCUCCAGCAAACUCUGGAGCUUGAGAGCGCCUUCCUUCCUGAGAUCUGGCCUUUGCCCCUCUCCUUCCGGCGUCCAAAUGCGCUCUGACUAUAAAGCUGU